Thunnus maccoyii (southern bluefin tuna) is the source of this 2962-nucleotide messenger RNA. RefSeq names its product melanin-concentrating hormone receptor 1a (gene mchr1a). Lineage: Eukaryota; Metazoa; Chordata; Actinopteri; Scombriformes; Scombridae. The record is from RefSeq and is a predicted model, not a curated record. The coding region runs from base 515 to 1594 and encodes 359 amino acids. Gene Ontology annotation, molecular function: neuropeptide binding; melanin-concentrating hormone receptor activity. The transcript is spliced from 2 exons. Gene Ontology annotation, biological process: neuropeptide signaling pathway. Gene Ontology annotation, cellular component: neuron projection; membrane.
UUUCUUUAAUUUCUACGUUUAACAAUGGCUGCUGUUAAUGUUUCAAUGAAUCUUAUGACCACACAAAUUCCCACCCACCAUGCCUUGACACAUAACACAAUAAAAUAAUCCAUUUGGACCAAAGGCGCAUACAGCUGCACUUUUACGCACUAACUCUCAUAAGAGAGAGAGAGAAUGAAUCACGGGCCAUCAAUUAGGCCUAUCGCAUGAGAUUAUACUCUGACACCUGCAGCGCAGUCGCAACUUUGCAGAGGGCGUCACAGACUCCGAGUGAAGAUGCUCUCACCAAGGAGAGGCUGUAUUAUCACCGAGAGGCAGAGAGCGCACUGGUCUGCUCAGAUGCGUCACAAAAUGCUUAUGCUCUAAAGGACUGAACUAUUUCAAAUAAGGUAUCUGGAAUCACUCUUAAAGAAUAAAAAAGGGAUUUCGGUUAUAGGCUGCUUCAAAUGCAUUUUACCUCGGAAGCAGGCACUUGGUAAUACUUCUCAACUUUGAUGUACUUGGGAUUUUACCGAUGGAUUUCUUUAACGAGUCUAAUUUUUCUCUAGGAGACACUAAUUCAACAACAACAGCUGUAGACGGGGCCCUUCAUUGCAGUGCCAUCCUCCCUGUCAUCUAUGGCAUCAUCUGCUUUCUGGGUAUCAUGGGGAACUGCAUCGUCAUCUAUACCAUCAUGAAGAAGACCAAGUGUCGUGCCAAACAAACUGUUCCAGACAUCUUUGUCUUAAAUUUGUCAAUUGUCGAUCUCCUAUUUCUCUUCGGGAUGCCAUUCCUAAUCCACCAGUUGCUGGGCAACGGUACCUGGCACUUUGGAGCUGCUAUGUGUACGGUCAUCACUGCGCUUGACUCCAAUAGCCAGAUUGUCAGUACUUACAUCCUCACUGCAAUGACUCUCGACCGUUACUUGGCUACAGUCCAUCCCAUCCGCUUCAACUACAUCCGCACACCCUGUGUGGCUGUGCUGGUCAUUGGCCUGGUGUGGGGUCUGUCCCUGCUCACCAUCAUCCCCGUGUGGAUGUAUGCAGGCCUGAUGCCGCUCCCAGAUGGUCUGGUGGCCUGUGCGCUACUGCUGCCCAACCCAGUGACUGACACAUACUGGUUUACACUUUAUCAGUUCUUCUUGGCCUUUGCUAUACCUUUAGCCAUCAUCUGCCUGGUGUUCUUCAAGAUCCUCCAGCACAUGUCCACCAGCGUGGCACCAUUGCCUCCACGGAGUUUGAGGGUACGUACCAGGAAGGUGACCCGAAUGGCAGUAGCCAUCUGCCUGGCUUUCUUCAUCUGCUGGGCCCCUUACUACAUCCUCCAGCUGGUCCAUCUGGGGGUGCAGAAGCCAAGCCUUGCUUUCUCCUAUGCCUACAACAUAGCCAUUAGCAUGGGCUAUGCUAACAGCUGCAUCAAUCCAUUCCUUUACAUUAUCCUCAGUGAGACUUUCAAGAGGCUCUUUCUCAGAGCAGUACGCCCAGUUAAUAGAAAGUUUCGUGUGAAUCCGAGCACCACAGAUGGCGGAAGUGUGAGUGUGAGAAUGGUGCCUGACGGGGCUCAGCAGGAGCCAGUCUCUCGGGAGAUGAUACCAUCCAAUGUGACCCCACAGUGAACAGUCAACCAAUCAGAGUCAAAAUAACUUCAUCACUGUGAGCUGUGUAACCGACUAUGAAUGGGACAUUGGCACAAGAACACAUUUACAUACUGUUUGUGAACAGUAAUGUCAGCUCCAGUCUAUAAUUUUAUUCAAACAAGAUGUUCAAUUAGACUCGAUGUCGCUGAUUCACACAGCUUUGUUUUUUGGAAACCUGACAAGUCUGCUGUAGGUUCUUAAUGAGCUCAAACACAGUCCAGUUCAGUCGUUUACACCUGCAAAAUCCCAAAAAUAGUCAAACAGGCCUAUCUGUUGGACUAGAAUGUACCAUAUUUUAAUUGAGAUGAGUUUGCACAGCUUCCAGCAUCAGGCCCAUAUAUAGCCAAGAGAAAUAUAGUUAAUAAAACCCCUUAGUUUUUAAGUCAAACCUGUCAUGACAAUCCUGAGAUCUUCCUUUUUUUAAAAAAACAAGAUGGGUAAACGAUUGCACUACUGGCCUGGGUUUAAGACCAAUGAGAAACUGAUACAGAGCAGAUAGUUCCUCAAUACUAAAUGUCUGUUUGGAUUGAAUACACAGAAAAAUUUCAACUGUUUUCUUUCAGUGAAAUUUAAACACCUGUUAUUUUUUUGCUACCUGUGUUUCUUGGGCACAAAUUGACAGUGUUUCUGUUAUUUUCCUCCAUUCUGCUCCAGUCUCUGGACAUUCUUGAAGUGGAUUCAUACAGCUUGGUAUGUUUUUGCAUCCACUCACAUCUUUCUAAUGUCUUUGAACAUAAAACUGAAUACAUCUCAAAGCUAAUGGUGAGGUUCAUGGCUGUAAAUGAUGAGUGAUAUAGAGAUGCUACCCAUAAAGAUCAGGCAACAUUUUCCUCCAGUCUGGAUCCUCAUUAGGCCGGAUUGUUCCAAAAUAGUUACCAUAGCGAAAUACCAAUAGAUCACAGCUGCUCAAUGGCAACAACAUAAAACAUAAAAUAAUUGCAGCUCAGGGUGGCAAUUGAAAGUGUAACAUCACUGUAAAUAUUACAUUAUGAAUAUACACACUUAAACACACUCUUUAUGUUCAAUCAAAGGGACUCUGCAGGACAUAAAGUACAAUACAUGAGGUGAUACAUAACACUACACACCUUCCAUGUAACUUAGAUUUCAUAACAUACCAGACACACUGUACAUGCUGUUGUACUGAAAAUGGACAGAGAUGAAUGAGAUGAGUUACAUAACAUGUUCGUUUGUAAAGACUUGCACAGAUGUAAUGUAACUUGAUAAUUCUUGUCGAUUAUUGUGUCCUAUGAUCUUUUUAAAUGUAAAAUCCAACAUCUGAAGAACAUACUGUAAGGUUGGAGAUUGUCCUGGAUCAUGACUUUCUAAAAACAAGGAUGCAAAAAUGGC